Messenger RNA from Maniola jurtina (meadow brown), 963 nucleotides. RefSeq names its product pyroglutamyl-peptidase 1. The record is from RefSeq and is a predicted model, not a curated record. The coding region runs from base 163 to 831 and encodes 222 amino acids. The transcript is spliced from 3 exons. Gene Ontology annotation, biological process: proteolysis. Gene Ontology annotation, cellular component: cytosol. Gene Ontology annotation, molecular function: pyroglutamyl-peptidase activity. Lineage: Eukaryota; Metazoa; Arthropoda; Insecta; Lepidoptera; Nymphalidae.
UAAGAUAGGUAGGUACCUACUGUCAAAAUAAAACAAAUUCAAAAUUGCCAAUUUCGAUUCUAAAACAAGCUGCACAGUGCACUCUAGUCCUAGACAAAAUUACAAAAUCCACUUCUAUUAGUUAUUUACAAGCGUUUACAUAUUGAAGAUAUUAACAAAAUAAUGAACGACGUAGAUUCUCUUUUUAAACCGAUAGUACUAGUGACAGGUUUUGGGCCGUUUUUGAAUCAUCCAGUGAAUGCAAGCUGGGAAGCUGUGAGAUCUAUGAAUAAAGAGGAAAUAGAGAAUAAGCAUAAUAUAGAAUUGGUGCAGCUGGAGAUUCCCGUCACCUAUGAGAACGUGGACGAGUUUGUUCCAGCACUUUGGGAAACACACACUCCCAAGCUGAUGAUCCAUGUCGGUGUAUCCAAGAUAGCGCACCACAUAACGCUAGAGACUCAAGCCCACAGGAAAGGGUACCAAAAACUUGACUACUUUGACAAAUGCCCUGCCAACCAAUCGUGUACUGCAGAUGGAGCCAUCAGAAUACACACUAAACUAGAUGUGGAGAAAAUAUGCAAAGACUACAAUGAUAAGCCACAGAUGGACACAAGUGCUAUCACUUCCAGAGAUGCUGGAAGGUACCUCUGUGAGUACAUUUACUAUACAUCCCUCAGUGUAGACAACACUAGAACACUUUUCGUUCAUGUGCCAGAUAUGGAUAUUUACUCUUCGGACCAGUCUGCCAAAGCCCUGGAGAGGAUAUUGGAGUUAUGUUUAGAACAGGUAUCUGCAAAUGAUUCUGCCAGCGAAGUUACAGAAAAGAUGCAAAACAAAUGUUCCUUGGAAUAAGCCAUACUAAUUACGUAAAUGGAGCAACCGACGCACAAUCAUUUUAUAGAACAGAACCGCCAUUGCAACAACUGAUUCUGUUGGACAAAUUGAUCCAGUGAUCAAUUCAAAUAUACAAAAAUAUUAUAUAGA